AUGUCCGCAGGUUCUACGGAACAGUUGGCUGCUAAAGAUUGUCCAACAUGUCAAAGGCGACGUAUCAAGUGUGACCGGGGGCUUCCGGCCUGCCACAAAUGUGGAAAGCGCAAUUUAGAAUGCCCUGGCUACGGCCGACAGCUCAAAUGGGUCCAAGGCGUCGCCAGUCGCGGUAGUCUGCGGGGCAGAGCAUUUCCCUCUCUCGACGCUCCUGUCACAGCAUCGAACUCGCCUUGUUCUUCGUCAGAGACAUCAAGUGAGACCCAUGCUACUGUCAGCAGCAUAAAUUCUCUGAAUCAGUACAGCUGCCCCACGGCCCGUUUCUCACCGGGAGCUCGUCUAUCCCCCGCUUCGGAACUUUGCUUCUCGCAAGCUCGACCAUUGCAUGUUUCACGGUUGAUCUCCUGGUUCAACGACCGAGUCGCCCAUCGACUUGCCUGGGUCCCGCAACAGAAUGCGUGGCGUCACAUGAUUCUACCGAUGGCUGAGAGCUCCGAAACAGUCCUUUCUUCCAUUCUCGCUAUCGCCGCCCAUGACCUGGCAUCGGAGUACCAUCCAAAUGACCUGGGACAUGGAACAUUCCAACAGAUGUCGAAAAACUAUCAAAAUAAGUCCCUUGCCCUUCUGGCUCAAGAGUUGAACAGUCUUUCUAUAUCGUCUACGUCGGCAUUGGAAGCGAGCACAACAUCUGCCUACACCCUUGCAUCUGUGAUUAUUCUUUGUAAUAAUGAGUUUAUGAAACCACAAGGCGCUGGGUGGAGGGUCCAUCUCUCCGCUGCGAGGGAGAUUAUCCUGGCGUCAGGAAACCGACCGCGCCGGCACCACCAGCUAGCCUGCAUCGAACAGUUUCUCGAGUUAGAAUUCUAUGAGGCUUCGGUGUGGGCUGAUCUGACGACAUUUGGCAACUACAACAUGAAGAUCAAGACUCCUCCUGCAAGCGCCGAGAACGCAGUCUUCACCGACUUCAUUCGAGUCAUCGACCAAAUCACCCGCCUUGAGCGUCUGAGAUUUUGUUCCGGGACGAUCGAGCAGACUUCUUUAUACGGCCCGAUGCAAGACAUCCAGUCACAGAUUGAAUGUGCUAGAAACAGCAUGAUGCGCCUCAGUGAAUCCAUUGACUUCUCCUCUGAGGCUGAUCAACGUGGCUUUGAAUUGGUAAUCUGGAUGUACUACCACGCCACCCUCAUUUACAGCCAUCAAGCUUUAUCGGAGGUCGCUACUGCAUGUGAUGAUGUACGCAAGUCUCGGGAUGAAAUCCUCCGCUAUGUACAAUUUCUAUCCGAGACUCGAGACGGCAUGUUCGCUCAGGAUCUUGUCUGGCCGCUUUUCAUGGCAGGGACUGAACUCCGAGGACAUUCUAUCGGCCAGAAGAUUAUCCAGGAGUGUUUUGGCAAUGUCAUGCGCAUCAGCCGCACUCUCGAUAGAGCGCGUGUCCUCUCGUUCGUCGAGACCUGGUGGAAUGAGCCUGGUACCUAUACAUCUUGGAUUGACAUGGCUCGAAAGCAAUCUCAAUAUCCGCAGUGUGAGAUUCUCAUUGUAUGA
Penicillium mononematosum is the source of this 1542-nucleotide messenger RNA. Its product is annotated as Zn(II)2Cys6 transcription factor. Gene Ontology annotation, molecular function: zinc ion binding; transcription cis-regulatory region binding; DNA-binding transcription factor activity, RNA polymerase II-specific. Gene Ontology annotation, cellular component: nucleus. NCBI's taxonomy places the organism in Eukaryota, Fungi, Ascomycota, Eurotiomycetes, Eurotiales, Aspergillaceae. The record is from RefSeq and is a predicted model, not a curated record. Gene Ontology annotation, biological process: positive regulation of transcription by RNA polymerase II. Bases 1 to 1542 code for a protein of 513 amino acids. The transcript has 2 exons.